This is a messenger RNA of Pyrus x bretschneideri (Chinese white pear), 1280 nucleotides long. RefSeq lists its product as uncharacterized. Bases 72 to 1007 code for a protein of 311 amino acids. Gene Ontology annotation, molecular function: protein binding. Lineage: Eukaryota; Viridiplantae; Streptophyta; Magnoliopsida; Rosales; Rosaceae. The record is from RefSeq and is a predicted model, not a curated record. The transcript has 4 exons.
GCACCUGUUCGCUCUCCUUUAUAUAUAUCUGUAUCACCUUUUUCAGCUCCUAAUUUGUUAAAGCCAUAAACAUGCUUCUGAGAAGCUCCUCGACACCCAUCCUGAACUCAUGGAUGUCCCACUGCAAAGACUCCUCGCCGGAGCCGGAGCCACUCCUCUCUAGAACCAGGUCUGUCUCCCUAUCAUUGUGCACCUUUCACUCACCUACAACUGACGCAACAAAAACCCAAGUCUCCCUAGAAUCCGACAUCAAAAUCCAACAGAAGCCCAGAAACAAGAAGCUUAACCUCCCCAUACCUCGAAGCCUCCGGGAGAAAUCGAAAACCAAGGCCGAGAAACCAGAGGAACCGGAAGAGGAGAUAAAACCCAGUUCGAGAUUGUCGUUCGAAGCUGAAAGGCUGUUUUCUAGCUCUGGUUUGGGGGAGGAAAUCAUAGAUGGUGAGGACUGUGGUGGGGGGAAGAAGAAAGAGAGUGUUUUGCAGACGCUGGUGAUGGGGAGCGGUGUGGGGAAUAGUGGCGGGAAGAUUUGCGGCGGCGGAAGUGGCGGGGGAAAGGAUCGGACGGGUAAUAAUCGUGGGAGUGGGAGUACUGAUGCUUAUUAUCAGAAGAUGAUUGAAGCUGACCCGGGAAAUGCUCUCUUACUUGGAAACUAUGCAAAGUUUCUAAAAGAGGUCCGAGGAGAUUAUGAGAAAGCAGAGGAGUAUUGUGGAAGAUCAAUCUUGGCGAAUCCGAGUGAUGCGAAAACCUUAUCACUAUACGGUGAUCUAAUAUGGAAUGCUCACAAGGAUGCUGAACGAGCUGAGAAUUAUUUUGAUCAAGCUGUUAAAACUUCCCCAGACGACUGUUAUGUCCUGGCUUCAUAUGCUCAUUUCCUUUGGGAUGCUGAAGACGACGAAGAUGAUGAAGAAAAUCAAGGGAUUCAACGUGAAACCGACCGGAGCCACACAUCGUCGUCGAAUUUCUUCCAUGGAUCUCCUCACCACUCUCCCUUAACUGCAGCCUCUUAAUAAUAGAUAUUAGCUGUGACUUUGUAUGAUAAUUAAAAUAACAAAUUAGCUGAUAUAUCAUAUGUAACUUCUACCUUUUGUCCUCUUAUUCCAUAUAUAUUUACAUACAUAUACAUAUAUACAUUAUAUAUUACAUGCUGUGGUGGCCAUCGUCCUGGGUGUUGCUUUCUGUUAAUAUGCUCCGUCCAAAUAAGAACAGUCUGGGCAGACUUUGUGGACUUCCUUUUGUAUUAUUAUUCAAAUAAUUUAAGGGUUUAUGUGAUUAGAAAGUAA